Ficedula albicollis (Collared flycatcher) is the source of this 867-nucleotide messenger RNA. RefSeq names its product radial spoke head 9 homolog (gene RSPH9). Gene Ontology annotation, cellular component: axoneme. The annotation marks the transcript as partial. The transcript is spliced from 5 exons. Lineage: Eukaryota; Metazoa; Chordata; Aves; Passeriformes; Muscicapidae. The record is from RefSeq and is a predicted model, not a curated record. Gene Ontology annotation, biological process: motile cilium assembly; axoneme assembly; cilium movement involved in cell motility.
CCCCCGGGCGCCUCGCUGCCGCUGCUGCAGCGCGACUACCGCUUCGAGCGGGUCUGGUUCUGGGGCUGCAUCCAGGGCGUGCGCGGCGCCUACUACAUCGCCGAGGGGCUGGGCCCCGACCGCGCCGCGCCCCGCAGCCGCCUGUACAGCUUGAACUGCGUGGACUGGAGCCUCCUGACGCCAGCCACCAAGGAGAUGCUCGCACUGGCUGAGCAGGUGAAGGGCCGCUUUCAGGGGGAUCCUUCCUUUGAGUACGGCUUGUCUGAGAUAAACGCAGAAGCUGCUGCAAGACUGAUGGAAAGUGGUAAGGAGCCUGUGAUGAAGGAGGAGGCCCGCCUCAUAGCCACGAUUGAACUGAUAGACAGAGAAGUUGGUAUCGUCCCCCGAGGGGCUUUUGUGAAGACUCCUCUUGGGGCUGUGCAUGAAAAUAGACACUUUGAAGGUCUGUCUUUGGCAGAGGCAAAAAAGUUAAGUUCCUAUUUCCAUCUCACUAAGCCUGUUAACCUGAAGAAUAAAACCCUGCUGGAAAAGGCUGACCUGGACCCAUCCACCGACUUUCUAGACUCUCUGGAGCAUGAUAUCCCACGAGGCUCCUGGAGUAUCCAGCUGGAGAAGGGAGGCACUGUGGUGGUGCUGCGGAGCCUGCUGUGGCUGGGACUGACAUUCUACCAUGUCCCGAUGACCAAGCAAUUCGGCUACGUCUACUUUGGCACUGGUGAGAAGAAUCUUGAUCUGCCCUUCAUGCUGUGACUCUUCUGUCUGUUCUUUUCAAGAAGUAGAAAAGACCUAGAUUUUAGACAUAGGAAAUUUUGUUUACUGCUUGUUCUAAUAAAAAUGUGAAACCUCUGCACUUUGAGCAGGAUUCUU